Molecule: messenger RNA, 1744 nt
Organism: Lolium rigidum
Lineage: Eukaryota; Viridiplantae; Streptophyta; Magnoliopsida; Poales; Poaceae
Product: beclin-1-like protein
Exons: 10
Coding region: 1-1503 (500 amino acids)
Biological process (GO): autophagy; late endosome to vacuole transport; autophagosome assembly
Cellular component (GO): phagophore assembly site; phosphatidylinositol 3-kinase complex, class III, type I; phosphatidylinositol 3-kinase complex, class III, type II
Source: RefSeq, a predicted model, not a curated record
AUGAAGCCCAAGGUUGCCGCAGCUGGCGGUGGCGAGAAGGGCCGCACCGUGGAUCCAUAUUUGCCGCGGUUCAAGUGCCAGGAGUGCCACCGGGCGCUCGUGGUCGUCGGUGUGGAGUCCUUCCCUGAUAGGCUGCCCGCUCACACCAACUCAGGUAUGCAUGCAUCCUCUGUUCAAGGCAGUAUCAUGGGAGCGAGCAGGAUGGACAGUUCUUACGUCGUGCUAUCCAAGCAGAACAAAUCUCAAAGCCCUGGAAUUCCCCCACGCCCACCAACUGCAGCAGCCCGGCAUGUCGAAUCUAACCAAUCAACAAGAGCAAUAGAGGGGUCAUAUAUAAUGCUUCCACCUGCUGCUGCUUCCAUAUACAAGACUUCUGCCUCUGAAGGAGGUGAUGCACAUCUGCCACCUCCAAGUCCUAACUCCACUAGCCCUUUGCCAGGAAACAAUUCUGGAUUUCACUCUAGUGUGACUGUAUUAAAGCGAGCAUUUGAGAUUGCUAGUUCACAAACUCAGGUUGAGCAGCCACUCUGUCUGGAAUGUAUGAGGGUGCUUUCUGAUAAGAUGGAUAAGGAGAUUGAGGAUGUAAAUACUGACAUUAAAGCUUAUGAUGUGUGUCUUCAACGUUUGGAGCAAGAAUCCUACAACAUACUUAGUGAAACUGAUUUCAACAAGGAGAAACAAAAGAUAGAGGAAGAAGAGAAGAAACUAAAAGCUGCUAUUGAAGAGGCUGAAAAGCAAUAUUCAGAAGUUACUUCUGAGAUGAAGAAACUGGAAACAAAGUCUAAAGAAUUUGAAGAACUGGAAGAGCGGUAUUGGCAUGAAUUCAACAGUUUCCAGUUUCAGCUGACAUCUCACCAGGAAGAAAGAGAUGCAGUUUUGGCCAAGAUAGAAGUUUCACAGGUUCACCUGGAACUGUUAAAGCGCACAAACGUUCUCAAUGAUGCAUUCUAUAUUUCACAUGAUGGAGUGAUCGGAACAAUAAACAACUUCCGUCUCGGUCGUCUCCCUAAUGUACAGGUUGAGUGGGAUGAAAUAAAUGCUGCUUGGGGUCAGGCUGCUCUUCUGUUGCAUACCAUGGCUCAGUACUUCCCAAAAUUUAAGUACCGGAUCAAGAUUCACCCCAUGGGAAGCUAUCCAAGAGUAACAGACAUCAACAAUAAUACCUAUGAACUGUUUGGUCCUGUGAAUUUAUUCUGGAGCACCAGAUUUGACAAAGCAAUGACAUGGUUUCUGACUUGCCUACAAGAGUUUGCUGAGUUUGCCAUAAAUUUGGAUAAAGAGAACAAUGUUCCAUUUGAUAAGUCAUUGAAGCUACCCUACAAGAUUGAUGGUGACAAAGUAGGGAGCUACACAAUCUUCUUAAGCUUUAAUAAGCUUGAGAACUGGACAAAGGCAUUAAAAUAUAUGCUGUGCAACCUGAAGUGGGUUCUGUACUGGUUUAUUGGCAAUACAAGUUUCGCGGCACCAUCUGCAUCUCUGUACUUGGCGCAGUCUCCAAAGUGAUGUUAGACACAGACAGAGAGGCACUGACCUUAGAGGCUGAAUCGCUGACUGUAGCCGCAUGUUGACCAAUGGAAGUAACAAUGCACAUUUGAUGUACAUAAAAAUCAGGCAUAGCUAGCCACCUUGUUGCUUGCAAGUCAACAAUUUAUAUGCACCGCAUGAGGUCCAUUAUUAUGUAUCAGUUGUGCAAUUCAGAUAAAUUGGAAUGACAGCAAAAUAGUACCGUAUAGUUUUAAAUCCA